Arvicanthis niloticus (Nile rat) is the source of this 2239-nucleotide messenger RNA. RefSeq names its product lysophosphatidylglycerol acyltransferase 1 (gene Lpgat1). Gene Ontology annotation, biological process: phosphatidylinositol acyl-chain remodeling. Gene Ontology annotation, molecular function: acyltransferase activity. NCBI's taxonomy places the organism in Eukaryota, Metazoa, Chordata, Mammalia, Rodentia, Muridae. The record is from RefSeq and is a predicted model, not a curated record. Gene Ontology annotation, cellular component: endoplasmic reticulum; endomembrane system.
UCCCCGCCGGCCGGGGCGCACGCAGCCGCCGGGCCCUGGGGAGCGAGUCUCCACGCCGCCCGGGACCUGGAGCCGGGAGGGCCGCGCCGCCGCCUCCUUCCGCCGGCCAUGCAUUCUUCCGGCUCCCACAGCCCGGGCCCGGCUCCGGCCUGCCCGAGAAAGACAGGAUCGACGCCAAUGUGAGAAUGGCUGUGACUGUGGAAGAAGCUCCGUGGCUGGGCUGGAUCGUAGUGAAAGCCCUGAUGAGAUUUGCCUUCAUGGUCGCCAACAACCUGGUUGCUAUUCCAUCCUACAUCUGCUAUAUAAUUAUACUGCAGCCACUCCGAGUGCUGGACAGUAAGCGCUUCUGGUACAUCGAAGGACUCAUGUACAAAUGGCUUUUAGGAAUGGUGGCUUCCUGGGGGUGGUAUGCUGGAUACACAGUGAUGGAAUGGGGAGAAGAUAUUAAAGCAGUCACUAAAGAUGAAGCAGUGAUGUUGGUGAACCACCAGGCAACUGGAGAUGUGUGCACACUGAUGAUGUGCCUCCAGGACAAAGGACCGGUUGUGGCUCAGAUGAUGUGGCUGAUGGAUCAUAUUUUCAAGUACACGAACUUUGGAAUUGUCUCUCUUAUUCAUGGAGACUUCUUUAUAAGACAGGGAAGAGCCUAUCGUGACCAACAGCUGCUGGUUCUCAAGAAGCACCUUGAACAUAAUUACAGGAGCAGAGAUCGAAAAUGGAUUGUUUUGUUUCCUGAAGGGGGCUUCCUCAGGAAGAGGAGAGAAACAAGCCAGGCAUUUGCCAAGAAAAAUAAUUUACCAUUUCUUACACAUGUCACUUUGCCAAGAUUUGGGGCAACAAACAUUAUUCUGAAAGCACUUGUAGCACGGCAGGAAAAUGGAAGCCCAGCUGGAGGAGACGCUAGAGGCUUAGAAUGCAAAUCAAGAGGCCUCCAGUGGAUAAUAGAUACAACCAUAGCUUAUCCCAAAGCUGAACCAAUAGACAUUCAGACCUGGAUCCUGGGGUACAGGAAACCGACAGUCACUCAUGUCCAUUACAGGAUUUUCCCAAUUGGAGAUGUGCCCUUGGAGACUGAGGACCUCACCAGCUGGCUCUACCAGCGCUUUAUUGAAAAGGAGGACCUCCUGUCCCAUUUUUAUAAGACAGGAGCCUUUCCUCCUCUUCAGGGCCAGAAGGAAGCUGUUUCCAGAGAGAUGACCCUCAGCAACAUGUGGAUAUUCCUCAUUCAGUCGUUCGCAUUUUUGUCAGGCUAUCUGUGGUACCACAUCAUUCAGUAUUUUUACCAUUGUCUAUUUUAGGAACUGACUUGGACUUACUACAUAGGAGUUCAGACUUCUUCAUACAUGUGCAUUAUUUUACAUGUGCAAAUCAAAAUAUACAAAUCAAAAUAUAUAAAAGGAAAAGGAAAUUCAAUGGAUGGAUUAAUGUUUAUCCCCCUUUGGGAUAUUUUAAAACUCUACUACAACGAGGAUCAGUAAUACAAUGAUGUGCUAAUAUAUUUUAAGAACUUUUCAUGUUUUAAAGAGAUACACUCUACCAUACAUUUACGCAAGCAUCACACUGGGAGAAGAGGAAACCAUAAAAUCAUCCUAGAAGACUCCGAAAGAAACUAUCGCCACCAGAUGCACUUAGUCAGCCCCUGUGACUUGCUUGUGACCUUUAGUUCAGGUUCAGAAGCUACGCUCCUCUUCCCUAGGACAGAACGGCACAACAUUAAUGUGUCUACCCUUCAUGCUGAGGUACUGGUAGCCUGGAGAGCUGGUGGGCACAUCCUGAGGAGUGGUCUUGCUCUCUAGCAACCCUGGCUAAGGUGCAGCAUUGGCAUUCUCUGUGGGGAGCAGUGUCCACUGUCCACCUGACAUCACUGUGUCCCUUGAAAGGCUAGCUCAGCCCAGUACCAUGUUUACAUGUGCUAGUGCUUUCCCUUCAGGAGAGGGGAGCACCCACUUUCUCUUUUUGUAUAGAAGGCAUAUCAUAGAAUGAUAAUUGUAUUUUACAAAAUGCACUUUUAUCAGUUGCAAAUCUAGCAAAGGAUAGUAACCUAGCCUGAAACUAAGGGAAGCCUCACCCGUGAGCAGGCUCCCAGGAGGCUUUCCUGUCUGUGCUUGCCCAUAAUGCUCUAGCACCACCUUCAUUGGCCACCUCCCUGACCCCACUCCCCUACUGGUAGCUGGAUCCCCUCCCCGAUUUUGAAAUUAUAGCACCAAAUGUAUGUGGAGGCGGUUAAAGCAAAUUAACA